Messenger RNA from Telopea speciosissima, 1055 nucleotides. Its product is annotated as F-box protein At1g55000. Lineage: Eukaryota; Viridiplantae; Streptophyta; Magnoliopsida; Proteales; Proteaceae. The record is from RefSeq and is a predicted model, not a curated record. Bases 38 to 892 code for a protein of 284 amino acids. Gene Ontology annotation, molecular function: protein binding. The transcript is spliced from 2 exons.
UACGUGUGAUUUUCUACGCACGCGUCUCUUCCUGGAGAUGGGUUGUUGUGGAGACGAAGACGAUGAUGUCUUCAAGCAGCUAAAUCCUAAUCAACACGACUCCUCUUCUUCCUCCACCGAAAACCCAAUCUCGGCCUUUCAUAAUUCUUCCAUGGGAAGCAUCACCACCUUCGUUGGCAGCUCCGCCUCCGGUACUCACGACGUUGACAUCAUUUCCCCGAUGAAUUCUAAUUUCUUUGCGCUCACUUGCAGAGAUAUCCUCCGCACCAUCUUUGAGCGAUUACCCGUUACGGACCUCGCUCGAGCGGCCUGCGUUUGCCGGUUCUGGAACUCAGUUGCCUCAGACCGAGAGAUUCAGACCAGAGCUUUCAUAUCCCCUUGGAAAUUGAAGGACGUCAUAGGUAAUCCUUCUUCAGGCAGCUUCUGGCGUGACAAUAGCCUUGGCCGAUUCGCCAUCUCUCAUCAUAUCCUCAGGGGAGAUACUGUCGCUAGCCUCGCUGUUAAGUACUCUGUUCAGGUAAUGGACAUAAAACGUUUAAACAAUAUGCUGAGUGACCAUGGCAUAUACUCAAGGGAGAGGUUACUCAUCCCUUUAAGUAAACCAGACCACCUGUGCAACAGAACCUGCUAUAUAGAGUUCGAUGUGUACGCAAAAAGGGAAGUGGCAGUAGUAUAUCUAGAGGGUGGCCCUGAUGGAAAACUUAGUUGCUUGAUGAAUAGGAGAACCACCAAAAGAGGCAAUAGAAGAGUAAUUGAUUCAUUGAAGAGAAGCAUGCGUGUUGAUGAUGGAACUGCUGAAUAUUACUUGUCUAUUUCAAAUGGUGACCCUCGGGCUGCAUUGGCAGAGUUCUCUGAGGACCUUAGGUGGGAGGAGCGGGCAAUACUCUCCUAGUUUCAAUAUGUGCAAACGAAGUGUGGAUUGCCAAUUUAAUGUAAGUGGAAUGCUUAUUGUUUCUUUACUCAUGGCUUUGAUUGUGCUGUCUGUAUUCAUUAUACAAUGUUCUAAAACGAAGCUGCAGAUGCAACAAAUUAAAUGAUUGCAAUUCGCUAUGAAA